Lucilia sericata (common green bottle fly) is the source of this 6272-nucleotide messenger RNA. RefSeq lists its product as uncharacterized. The record is from RefSeq and is a predicted model, not a curated record. The coding region runs from base 4858 to 5760 and encodes 300 amino acids. Lineage: Eukaryota; Metazoa; Arthropoda; Insecta; Diptera; Calliphoridae. The transcript has 2 exons.
UUUUUAUGUCCAGCUUUUUUUGUUUUGUCCAGCUUUUUAAAACCCGAUGUCCAGCUUUUUGCGAAUCGGAAUCUGGUACCCCCUUGUGAUAUGCCAACGUUCAGCGGAGAUUUCAAAAGCUGGGCUUCGUUUAGGGAUCUUUUCAAGGCCAUUUAUGGCAAUAAUACCCGUUUAAGUGGAGUUGAAAAACUUUUCCAUCUUAAACAAAAAACAAGCGGCGAAGCCAAAGAAAUAGUAGACAAUGCACCCUUAACAAAUGAUGGCUUUCUUAUUGCGUAGAAUCAAUUAGCUUCUCAGUAUGAGAAUCGUAGGAUGCAAAUUAACGCGCAAUUAAAAACCCUAUUGAAUUUACCCUUAGUAAGCUUUAGAGAAAGAUAAAUUGUUGUAUUGCAAAUCUGAACUCUUUAGACAUAGAUACGGAUCAGUGGGAUCCUAUCUUAGUAUAUUUAUGCACAUCGAAAUUACCCAGAGAAACCCGAAGAGAAUUUGAGAAAUCUCUUCCAGAUUGUGCAGAGAUGCCUUCUUGGACUGACUUAGAUGUAUUUUUGACUAACACAUUUAAGGAACUAACUUCGGUUAAUGAUGUCCAGGACCAUAGUAUUAACCCUACCCACCCUAAACCCAAACAAUUCCAAGAUGUUAGAACACAAUAUUACAGAAAAGGCAAAACAUUUCAUAACGUAACAAAUGAUUCGAAUGGGAAAAACCCAAAAAAUCAACCAAAACCCAUAAAAAACCCACCCACACACAACCCACCCACCCAAAACAAACGUAAAACCGAACAAAAAUUCCUCCCUUCAACCCAAUCAAACAUCCCAAGCACCCAAAUUAAACAUGAUGGUUCUAUUUGCAAGCUUUGCAGCGAAAACCAUACUUUGAGGGAAGGUUCGUCAUUCAAUUCUCUUGGAAUAAACGAGAGAAUUAAGUUUGUAAAGAAACAUGAAAUAUGUUACAAUUGUUUAGCCGUCGGUCAUGUCAUACAAGCUUGUCGCAGUACCUUCAUAUGUAGAUAUUGCGGUGGACGACAUAAUAGUCUAUUGCACCGACCAAAUUCGAGGAUAAACCCACAUAAUGAAGAUAAUCUUCAUCGUCAAAUACAGUUCAGUCUUUCUCAACCCACACCCAAUCAAGCAAAACCACACCCAUAGAUGACAGAACGAAGUUAUUAGGAACAGCUAGAGCGCUUAUUGACCCAGCUUCAGAUUUCUCAUUUAUAACAGAUAAACUAAGAAGAAAGUUACAUUUACCCACUACACCCAUAGUUGCAGAAAUUUCUGGAUUAAAUGAGAUAGUUUCUGCAAGAUCAACUAAACUGUGUCAAGUUUCUCUACGCUCGAAUACCCAUAAUAAUUUCAAAUUGAAUAUCCAAGCAAUUGUAGUGAAAACACUUACAAAAAAUUUACCCACCCAAAGUUUAAACCCAACCCUAAUAAAAGACUUGGAAGAUAUUCAAUUAGCUGACCAAAAGUUCUAUGAAAGCAUACCUAUAGACUUUAUAAUUGGCAGCGAUUUUUACCCUCAAAUAUUGAAAUCUGGAGUACGGAAAGAUCUUCUCAAUACCCUAAUAGCUCAGGAAACUGAGUUUGGCUGGAUUUUAACCGGACCCAUUCAGAACACAAACAAUACUCAACCCUUAGUUUCAUACUUCAGUUCAGUCACGCUUGAUAAAGUUUUGACCAAAUUCUGGGAGAUUGAAGAUAUACCCACCCAACCCAAAGUUUCAGAGGAAAGUUCUUUAUGUGAAGAAACUUUCAUGACCACUACCCGUCGAUUACCGAAUGGCCAUUAUCAAGUUAACCUUCCAUUUAUAUACCCUCCUGUUGAGUUAGGAAACUCUAGACACGUUGCUAUGGCUCAAUUUCUACGAAACAAGAAAAGUUUAAUGAAAAAGCCAGAGCUUAAAAUGGAAUAUGAUAACGUGCUACAAGAGUAUAUCGAAUUAGGUCAUAUGAAACAUAUAAAAUAUAACCCAAACACACCUUCAAAUACCCAUUAUUAUUUACCCCAUCAUGCUGUUGUUAAACUUGAUCGUGUUACGACAAAAGUUCGAGUUGUUUUUAAUGCAUCGAGCAAAACCUCGAACGGCAACAGCCUUAAUGAUACCCUAUACACUGGUCCUACCCUACAACAAGAUUUAGUUGUACUUAUCUUGAAAUGGCGCUUUUAUAAGAUAGUUUAUAAUGCCGACAUUACAAAAAUGUACCGGCAAAUCAUGCUAAACCCUAUCCAUACACCCUUCCAACGAAUAUUAUUCCGUAAAAGCGUCAACGAACCCAUUCAAGAUUAUGAACUGCAAACAGUUACAUUUGGUGUUAACUGUGCGCCAUACUUGGCUAUUAGAACACUACACGAAUUAGCCAAAGACAUUCAAAAUACCCACCCUAUCGCUUCGCAAACGCUGCGAAAUAAUAUGUAUGUAGACGAUGUAUUAGCCGGAGACACACCAUUGAAGAAGCUAAAGAAGGCCAAACCCAACUGAUCGCGGCGCUUGACUCUGCUGGUUUUCCUUUAAGAAAAUGGAUCUCAAAUACGAGGGAAUUGUUGAAAGAUUUACCCGAAGAUCACCUACUUGAUGUGGAUUUACUCAACCAGAAUCGAAUAAUGCCAAAACAUUAGGAAUCCGAUGGAAUGCUAAAGAAGAUACGUUUUUCUUUAAUGUACCCUUAAUUGAAAGAAAAUCAGCAUACACAAAGCGAACUGUGUUAUCAGACAUUGCUCGUCUUUUUGACCCAGCUGGUUGGUUAGCGCCAAUUGUUAUAUCUGCCAAGAUUAUUAUGCAGCAAAUUUGGCAAGAUAAUACAGCUUGGGAUGAAUGUCUUAACCCACUCACCCUUAUAAAAUGGCAAAAGUUUUUGCAGUUCUACGAUAAUAUUAAUAGAAUUCGUAUUCCAAGAUGGAUUAACUUUUCACCUUCAGCAAAAAUUGAGUUUCAUGGUUUUUCAGAUGCUUCUGAAAAAGCAUACUCUGCAUGUCUGUAUGCACGAGUAAAACCCAUAGACGGACCUAAUUCCGUAACCCUACUCUUCGCUAAGACGAGAGUUGCGCCAAUCAAAGUAAUCUCGUUACCAAAACUUGAACUUUGUGGUGCAGUGUUGUUGGCAAAUAUGACACAUAAUUUACUCACCCAACUCAACCUACCCUUACAUCAGACGUAUUUCUGGACCGACUCAUCUAUAGUUUUGGCCUGGCUUAGUAAACACCCUAACUCGUGGAACACAUUUGUAGCAAACCGAGUUUCUACAAUAAUCCAGACUGUCGGCGUUGAAAAUUGGAACCAUGUUGCUUCACACGAUAAUCCUGCCGAUGUUGCUAGCCGAGGAUGUAAUGCUGAUGAGUUAAAAGAUGACACUUUAUGGUAGAAUGGACCAUCGUGGUUGAAAGAAGUCGCGUCGAAGUGGCCAACAACAAAUAAACACUUUAUUACUCAAGCUGAAGCUAAAGUUAGUCAGUCGUUUACUACGACCGUUAAUACCCACCCUUCCUUGGUUAAUACGAAUACUGAAAACCCAGAUAUAUUAUCAAGAUUUUCGAAAUUGUCAAAAGUUCUAAGAGUAAUGACAUAUGUCUAUCGAUUUUGUGAUCGCGCAUCGUAUAAACGGAACAAUACUAUUCGAAAUGAUAGAAUUAUUCUUGAUCAAAAUAACCCAAAACUAGUCAAAGAAAGACUACGUUUAUUAACUACCCACCCAAGUAUUGAACUGGAUGCGUCAGAGAUCAAAUCUACCCGUGAUAGACUAAUUAUUCUUUGUCAGACUGAAUAUUUUAGAAACGAAUAUAACUGCCUGAAGAAAAGAAACCCUAUACCCAAUAAAAGUAACCUGCUCGUCCUAACGCCAUUUUUAGAUUCCGCAAAUAUAAAAGCUAUUCACUUGGAGCCAACAAAGCUAUUCACUUGGAGCCAACAUCUGAUUUGUCUACCCAAGCCUUUAUGGCAGCCUUUGCUCGAUUUUUUUCGAGGCGGGGAUGCCCUGUCGCUAUUUACUCUGACAAUGGGACAAAUUUCAUUGGAGCUAGCAAGCUAUUGAAGAAAGAGCGACAGGAAUUCAUCAAGCAAUUGAAAGGUUCCAUUACAUCCACUAGCAGUUUUCAAAAUUUGACGUGGCAUUUCAUACCCCCAGGAGCACCACAUAUGGGUGGUUUAUGGGAAGCGGGAGUGAAAAGCUUUAAGGCUCAUCUAAAGAAAAUGAAUACCCUGAAGUACACUUUUGAAGAGCUAGCCACACUCCUCGCGAGAAUAGAAGGAUGCCUGAAUUCAAGACCCUUAAGCCCGUCAAGCGAGAACCCACAGGAUCUUAACCCUUUAACUCCAGGACACUUUUUAAUUGGAUCACCCAUUUUAACCCCAGCAGAACCCGAUGUAAGCAAUGAAAAUAUAACCCUGGCAAACAGAUGGCAAAAGUUAAAGAUUCAACAUCAUAACUUUUGUAGAAGAUGGAAAGAUGAAUAUCUUAAAGAGCUCCAUAAGAGAUACAAGUGGAAAAACCCUCAACGUCAAGUUGAAACAGAUGACAUUGUUAUUAUCAGACAGGACAAUUUACCUCCAAACGAAUGGUUACUCGGUCGAGUCAUUAAAACAUACACUGGCUCUGAUGGACAAAACAGAGUAGUCGAUAUACGGACGUCAUCCGGAACGUUAACUCGACCAAUAACAAAAGUUGUCAUUUUACCCACUAGCUAGUUUAACAUUCUAGUAUAACCCAAAUAACAUUAAGUUGUUUACUUACCCUUUUUAACCCAUUUAACACACUUAUCCACUUGUAACUACUAGUCAUCACUAACCCUUCACCCUCACGCUCUAACCCACUAACACAUUCAUUACCCUUCAUUCAUUCACACAUAAUUUCUUUUAUACAGAAUAUGGCACCCAACAACAACAAUCGUAAAGGACGUUCCGACCGCAAUGGAUCUCGACCCAAAACCAACCAACGCAAAAACGAUAAGCGUCAACCAAAACGCCACUUUGGUUGCGGUAUUUGUCAAGCUGAUCACAGCUUAACAAACUGUAAAAAGUUUAAAAAGAUGAACUUGGCGGAGAAGUACAAAACCGCAGUUAAAUUGCACUACUGCGUCAAUUGUCUGGCCAGGAAUCACCUAAUCGGAAAAUGUUCAAAUAGAUCCCGAUGCCAAAAGUGCAAGGGUAAACAUCACACCACCCUGCACGGCCCAGAUCGGAUCCUGAAAGAUUUGCCAAAGGAACAGUCUCCACCGCCCGUAGCAAAAAGGACUAUUGCUCCGAUUCCUGCGCCACGAACUAUUGUGAUGCCAAUUGUAGCAACCAUUUUGCCAACGUCCCGAACCCAAACCAUUGUACCCACGGUUGUAGUUCAGAUUGUGACAGACAAAUCGAAACAACUCGUUAGAGCUGUCUUAAACCCGAGCCUAACGACCUCAAAAAUAGGCGUAGCGUUUGUGCGCGAAUCAACACUAAACCCGUUUAAAGUGGAUGAAAGUGUUUACGUGAAGGUCAUAAUAUCACCUAAUAUGGCCUCCAAAAUACAAUAUGAGGUGUGCAUGCAGGUUUCAAAUGACCUGCCAAGAACCCCUUACGCUCAUGGUUUGGACCCAGCUAUAAAAGGGAAGUUCUGCCGAAUUUCUCUGGUCGACCCAGAAUUUUAUGCCAAUGCACCCGUAGCCAUGGAAAUAGGUGGUGAUUUGUAUACCACCAUUUUACAGCCAAACACGAUCCAUAUUGAUGGCGGCUCACUGAUAGCCCAGGAUUCAACCCUGGGUUGGCUAGUUAUGGGAUCCCUUACCAAUUAAAAAUAUAAUAAAGUUGCCAGGCCCGGGAGGAUGUUCAUUUCAAUGAACAAAACACCCAUCCCUGACGUCAAACAACACCCACCUCUUAACUGCAGCCAACUUCAGCUUAGACACACUAAAGUUAGCUGCAGCUUUAUUAUCGUCACUUCAAAUAUAAUUUUGCAAGUAACAACAAGUGUGUGAGCGCUACAACAAAACAAAUAAAACAACAACCCCUACAACAGACAGUGAAAACUCAAAGUGCCUUUUAAAUAAAUAAAUUAUAAAACCUAAACCUAGUGCUAAAGCUUAAAACUAGUGGUAAAAUAUAUAACUUGUGUUAAAACCCUAAACCUAAGAAUAAAUAUUAAAACCCUAAAAUAAAAUUCUUAACUAUCACAGUGAAUAUCACAGUUAAAAACAUUAAACAAUAUAAUAAAACCCUAAACCUAAAUUAAAACCCUUAAGCCUAAAAAGAAUUGAAAAUAAAAUAAAUACGUUAACAUUAACCUAAAAUUUGUUAAAUAUAUGUA